This is a messenger RNA of Gilbertella persicaria, 939 nucleotides long. RefSeq lists its product as uncharacterized. Lineage: Eukaryota; Fungi; Mucoromycota; Mucoromycetes; Mucorales; Choanephoraceae. The transcript is spliced from 2 exons. Bases 1 to 855 code for a protein of 284 amino acids. The record is from RefSeq and is a predicted model, not a curated record.
AUGUUCAUUCGUCUCUUGUCUGCUAUUAUUCUAUUCAAUGCUUCAGCACAUGCUUAUGGCAUGAUUGCCCAAGUUGUUGAUUCUCAAAACUUUUGUGUAUUCCUGCCCCCUGAGGAUGCCACUGACCGUAUCAUUUCAGAUUCUGAAUGGAAUGCCAAUGCUUUCUGUAUGGGCAAUACACCUCUUGCUACCAAUGCUGGCAAGCUUCCUGAUGGCUUUAUUACCUCUGCUCAUUAUGUUAAGACAGAUGCUUAUGUUCAAGUGACAGGCAUGAUGGAUUAUACCAAGGCUAAUCUGGUAGGCACAGAUGAAGGUGGUCAAAUGGACAUCAAGGCUCCUACUGGAUCUUCUUGUGCUGGCUGGGAUUACUAUGUGAAUUUGAUUGAACCUAUUUCGAACACUUACUGUAUGCGUUGUUGUAAUGACACUACCAAUUGUAAUCGUGGUAUUUCCGAAAAAGGAUGUGCAUAUAUCAUUCCUGGUGAUUAUAGUGGUCCUAAUAGUAGUAGUAACAGUACCACUGUCGCUCCUAGUGCUACUACCACCGCUGCUUCUAGUAGUACUACAACAACAGACACGGUCUCUUCUUCUUCUUCUUCUUUUAGUAUGACUACCAUCACAAGUUCUUCUGCUAUGACCAUAAGUACAUCAAGCCCUGCUCCUUCUUCUUCUACCACUAUCACCAGUAGUAGUAGUAGUAGUAGCAGUAGUUCCCCUCUUGCCUCUAAUUCAGCCAGUGCUUCUUCCGAUGGAACACUGACUGAACAAUCAUCUAAUGCUGCUUAUGCUAUGAAGCCUAUGACUGUGGCUAUGGGUGCAAGUAUCUUGAUCUCUACUGUUGCUAUGCUCUCUUAAUAUUUAAUUUAAUUUUUCUUCUAUACCAUUGAUUCAUUGUUCAAGCUCUUGUGUUUACACAAAUAUAUUGAAAAGAAUAUUUGG